Messenger RNA from Lolium perenne, 735 nucleotides. Its product is annotated as glutathione S-transferase U10. Gene Ontology annotation, molecular function: glutathione transferase activity. Lineage: Eukaryota; Viridiplantae; Streptophyta; Magnoliopsida; Poales; Poaceae. Gene Ontology annotation, cellular component: cytoplasm. The record is from RefSeq and is a predicted model, not a curated record. Gene Ontology annotation, biological process: glutathione metabolic process.
AUGGCAGCCACCGCCGCGGAACGCAAGGAGGUGAAGCUGCACGGCGCGUGGGGAAGCGCCCACGCCGCCAUGGCCCGGAACGCGCUGGAGCUCAAGGGCGUGCGCUACGAGUACGCGGAGGAGGACCUGGAGAGCAAGAGCGAGGCGCUGCUGCGCCUGAACCCCGUCCACGGCGGCAAGGUCCCCGUGCUCGUCGUCGACGGCCGUCCCCUCGCGGAGUCGCUCGUCAUCCUCGAGUACCUCGACGAGGCGUGGCCCGACCGGGCGCCGCGGAUGCUCCCGCCGCAGGACCAGCCUCGCGCGCGCGCAGCGGCCAGGUUCUGGGCGAGGUUCUUCCACGACAAGGUGUCGCCGCUGUCGCACGCGGUGCUAUUCGCGGCGGAGGGAGAGGAGAGGGCAAGGCUGGUGAGAGAGAUGAAGGAGCAGAUGGCCGUGAUGGAGGCCGGGAUUCGGAGGGACGUCCCGCUCGGCGGCGGCGAAGAGGAAGGCCCGUUCUUGCACGGGCGGCAGCCCGGGCUGCUCGACGUCAUACUGGGCUCGUGCGCGCCGGGAACCAGGGUGCUCUCCGCCGUGGUCGGAGAAGAGAUCGUGGAGCCGGGCGUGCUGCCACGCGUGCACGCCAGCCUAGUCGCGUUCGACGAGCUCGUUGCUGGGUUCGGGACAAGCGUGCCGCACGACCGACUCCUGGCGCGUCUCCUCGAGAGGAAGGAGAGGACGCGCGCCAGCCCUGCUUGA